GGUGCUUCUUUUGGAGAUUGGAUUGACAGGCUUGAGUUUUGUUUCUUAGCGAACAAUAUAGAUGUGAAUUUAAAAAAAGCUCAUUUUAUAACCCUAGCGGGUCCACUCGUUUACGCAGAACUGAAGCUGCAAUAUCCGGUUGGAAAUUUAAAUGACGUAUCGUAUGAUGAUAUGGUUAAGAAACUUAAGAGUAGAUUUGACAAGAAACCAUCUAGUUUGGUUCAACGAUUAAAAUUUUCUAAUCGAGUCCAGCAACCGGACGAAUCACUCGAAGAUUAUGUUCUGUCUGUUAAGUUACAGGCUGAAUUUUGCUCUUUUGGUACAUUUAAGGAUCAAGCGAUCCGAGAUCGUAUUAUUUCGGGAAUAAGGGAUACCAGUCUUCAAGAGAAAAUUCUCAAUGAAGACGAAGAAUUGAGUGCUGAGGCCACGGAGAAAAUUAUUAUGACGUGGGAAAUGGCCAAGUGUAACGCCAAAUCCUUAGGGAUUGAAAAAAAAACUGAGAGUUUUGAUCUAAUUAACACAGUGAAACCUCAUUAUGGGGCAGCAUUCAGGAAACUAGCAGAUACUUUGGAUGCAGCUAGGGCCAAUCAAGCAGGUCCAUCCAAGGGUUCUGUUAGGAGUAGACUUGGUUUCAAGCCUUAUAGUCGAUACAAUCAUAAUUACAUUGGAAAUAAAUAUGAAUCAAAGCCAGCCGAAUGGCAAGGCCAACAGGAUAAAUUUAGAAAAGAUUACUCUCAAUUUAUUUGUGAUUUUUGCGGUAAGAAGGGCCAUAUAAGAAAGAAGUGCUUUAGACUAAAGAAUUUACACCGAGAUACAGUAAAGUUCGUGGACUCGGACAAGCCUGGAACAAGCACGGAUCGGAACUUAAGCGAGAUGUUUAACAGGAUGAAAGCAGAUGACGUCGAAAGCGAUGAUGAUAAAGGUUACGAUUGGAAGCGUGCCAACUAUGGCACACCGCGCUCAGCUGAGGGCUAUUGAAGUAUUACAUAGAAGGCCAAAUGUAUUAUCUAAAUACAUGCUACCCAAGGGGGAGGACCGUGUUGGACUAAAUAAGAGCAACGAUGAAGAAGGAGAUUUCAAAGGUUUUGCAGAGCAUGAGUUAAAAAGGAAAAGCAGAAAGAGAAAAUUUCCUUCGAUAUUGGAUCCGAUGGAAUUGUCGGAAAUGGAACCUAGACGGUCAAGAAGAAAACGAUC
Messenger RNA from Malaya genurostris, 1194 nucleotides. RefSeq lists its product as uncharacterized. NCBI's taxonomy places the organism in Eukaryota, Metazoa, Arthropoda, Insecta, Diptera, Culicidae. The record is from RefSeq and is a predicted model, not a curated record. The transcript is spliced from 2 exons. Gene Ontology annotation, molecular function: zinc ion binding; nucleic acid binding. Bases 172 to 978 code for a protein of 268 amino acids.